Molecule: messenger RNA, 2025 nt
Organism: Penicillium angulare
Lineage: Eukaryota; Fungi; Ascomycota; Eurotiomycetes; Eurotiales; Aspergillaceae
Product: C2H2-type zinc finger protein
Exons: 2
Coding region: 1-2025 (674 amino acids)
Biological process (GO): regulation of transcription by RNA polymerase II
Molecular function (GO): RNA polymerase II cis-regulatory region sequence-specific DNA binding; DNA-binding transcription factor activity, RNA polymerase II-specific
Source: RefSeq, a predicted model, not a curated record
AUGGCCUCUUUCCAUCCUGUCAACAACUCGGCCGCGACCGAUGACCACGCUAUGGAUGGUGCGACCACCCCCCGCGCUCUUCCCAACCGCGUGCAGGCCACGCCGGAUCGAUCUCCUAUCGAGGAACAGCGAUCAGAGGACCUAAAGACAAACAUAGGAAGCGAAAGCUCGCACACAACUUUUUCCGGCCAUGCGAGGACAUCUUCGUCCAUCUCAGACGAGAUGAUGAACGAUUCUGACGGAGAACGCGAUGGUUCCGACCACGAAGGAGAACCAGGAAACGCACCACCAUCGAAAAAGAAGAAAGGACAACGCUUUUUCUGCACAGAUUUCCCACCUUGCAACCUAAGUUUCACUCGAAGUGAGCAUCUAGCCCGCCAUAUUCGGAAACAUACCGGGGAGCGACCAUUUCAAUGUCAUUGUUCUCGGCGUUUCUCAAGACUCGAUAACCUCCGCCAACACGCCCAAACAGUCCAUGUGAAUGAGGACAUACCAGGAGAUUCCCUCGCUGCUACUGGUACUCGGUUCCAGCGCCAGGUACGGACCGACCGUGUACGUCCACCGGGUCGCGCUCGAGCAGGAACGACUGGCAGCACAGGUGGUCAUAGCCGGGGCCACAGCAGAAACCUAUCAACUUCAAGCAUUACCUCUACGGCCUCAACAUAUAGCCAACCUCCCGAACUUCGGCGUCGCCCUCCGCCGUUAAUGAUGGCCAACGAUCUAACCGGUCGCUCGCGCUUAGGCCUUGAUCCCAUGGGAGAGCCACCGAGUACUCCACCCAGUCAGAUUCGGGGAUUUCCGGGACCGGCAGCAAGUGGCUCGCCAUAUACACCUUCUACCAUGUAUGCGAACGGGGCAAAUGGAAGCCCUCAGUACGCCUCGCCUAUGUCUGGGGCAGCACAUGGUUUCUGGGAGGGCAAGACAGCCGCUCGGAGGCUUUCGGUACCGACUAGCAGUAAUCCAUUUUUGGCUCAACAUGGCGCCCCAUACCCUCCACCUUACGUCAACUCUUCCGCGGGUCCGCAAUACCCUAACGCUGCGGGUGUAUUUGCAAGCCCCACUAACACCAAUCACCCUCCAUCAAGAGACGAGAGCACUAUUAGUGCAGCCGAAGCUGAGAUGCGACGACGAACAUGGCACCCUUCAACGUACCAGGUAUUUGGCCGACCGUCAACUAGUGGAUUGAGUCAAUAUCAUACACCCGACACUGUUCAACCUUCAUUUGGAAGUAACAGCAGCAACAAAAAUGCUCCCUCCGACCAGCCCCCUCGACUACCUGGAAUCGAGAGCUUCGACAAAGUCGUCUCCCAACACCGUCCUCUGACUCCUCCCACUCGCAAAGCAAGCCCAAUGCAAUUGGACGGCCACGGCCGCCCACCACCAGUAAACCAUGCAUUCAGCUCGGGAUUCAACUACGCCCAACCGUCAGUCCGCCCUGCGCCCCCGAUUUCAGGUCCAGGCCACCGUCGAGGACAUGUAUCCUGGGAUAUGUCAUUACACACCAACCUCACGGGGCUAGACAUUCGAGACCGACGUUCAUCACGGGAUGCAUCGCAAUGGAGUCAACAAACCAUUGCCGAGCUUCAAAAUGUCUCAUCUCGACCCUCAUCAUCCUAUCAACCAACCUUUGGGCCUACAGCCGAAAGAAGCCCAGAGCUGAACCGGGGUCAUGCUCACAGUCUGUCAACGGGCAGUCGACCAGCACACACAUCUCCCGAAGAUUCUAGCAGCAGCGAGGGUGUUAACACUCCAUCAACUGCCUCACUUGAGUACCAUCCAGCAAUUGUACACAGCAGCGGAUAUAUUGAAUCACACGACUCAUCGUUGCCAUCCGAUCAUCACCCUCAACCGAUCUGUGGUCAACGAGAUUCUCACACCGACGGCUACCACGGCCAUUCAGAACAAGAGCCCCGAACCAAUGUCUUUAACGACUCAUCUGCCCGGGAUUCCGGCAUGGGUCGCUUAGAGGCUUUAGUCGCGGUUGCAACUAGUGAGAACAAGAGUGCCACGAAGUUGUUCUUGUAA